Molecule: messenger RNA, 4585 nt
Organism: Triplophysa rosa
Lineage: Eukaryota; Metazoa; Chordata; Actinopteri; Cypriniformes; Nemacheilidae
Product: guanine nucleotide-binding protein subunit alpha-11-like
Exons: 8
Coding region: 430-1536 (368 amino acids)
Biological process (GO): action potential; phospholipase C-activating dopamine receptor signaling pathway; adenylate cyclase-modulating G protein-coupled receptor signaling pathway
Cellular component (GO): heterotrimeric G-protein complex
Molecular function (GO): guanyl nucleotide binding; GTPase activity; G-protein beta/gamma-subunit complex binding
Source: RefSeq, a predicted model, not a curated record
UACCUAUUGCUUUGUGUACGCGUGACGGGCGCGUCUCCACUGUUGCGUCGCGCCUCGAGACCCCUUGCGCGUUUCUUUCGUUACGGCGAACAAAGAUAUUUGUAACCAAGCACGCGUCCUUUGCGUUCCUAAGAUGCCCCAAACUGCUGUCUAGGUAGGAAGCAUACUAGGUUUUGAGACGCAGUCCAUUCGUGUGCGCUUUCGCUAAGCAGAGACGUCCGCGUUAAAGGCUUUCCUCAAUUGCAGGCAGAGCUUUCCAAAGCGAAAAAAAUGAUGUAACGUUUACAGAGGGGUCUGGAUAUUUGUUUGUGGAAACUUGUGGAAGAACUUUGACAUAAAUAAGGUGUUUUACAGUGCGGCUGAAAAGAUGGAUCGCGUUUCGUAAACGCAAAGACUCCCCGUACAGGUGUGACGACGGAUGCAGGGGAGAUGGGGGGCUGUUGGAGAUGGUGCUGCAGGACGUGCACCUGUUGCUUAUCUGAAGAAGAUAGGAGCGCUAUCGCGGUGCACAAUGAAAUAAAACGCGUCCUGGCGGAGCAGAAGAAAAGAGAACGCAGAGAGAUCAAAAUACUUUUAUUGGGCACUGGAGAAAGUGGGAAGACGACUUUUAUUAAACAAAUGAGGAUCAUUCACGGAAAGGGGUUUUCGGAAGAAGACAGACGUGCUUAUGCUAAAUUGGUUUUCCAGAAUAUCUUCACAGCUAUGAAGUCAUUGACAGGGGCUAUGACCACCCUAAAGAUUCCUUACGGCAACCCACAGAAUGAGGUGUACAGUCAACAGUUUCAACAGGUGGAAAUAAUCCAUGUGACGCAAUUAAACAGAAUGUAUGUUGAAGCUAUUCGGCGACUUUGGGCUGACCCGGGUAUCAAGAACUGUUACAGACGUCGUCGGGAGUACCAGCUAAUGGACUCUACAGAAUACUUUAUGACAAGUUUAGACCGUAUCGCAAGCGCAGACUACAUCCCCACGGCUCAGGAUGUGCUCCGAGUGCGAUUCCCCACCACAGGCAUCAAUGACUAUUCCUUUAGUGUGGAGAAGAUCACUCUCAGGAUUGUAGAUGUCGGCGGCCAGAAGUCCGAAAGGCGAAAAUGGAUCCAUUGCUUUGAGAAUGUGACGUCUCUGAUGUUUUUAGCAUCUCUCAGCGAGUAUGACCAGGUGCUGGAGGAGAACAACAAAGAUAACCGCAUGAAAGAGAGCUUGUCGCUCUUCUACACCACCAUCCACUCGCCGUGGUUCGCCAAUUCCUCCAUCAUCCUUUUCCUAAACAAGAAGGACAUCCUGGCAGAAAAGAUCCAGACGUCAGACCUACAAACGUACUUCCCGACUUUCCGAGGCAAACGUCGGGACGCGCAAGAAGCCAUGGAGUACAUCUCAGAGAUGUAUCAACGGCAGGCCGUCAAUGUUGAGAACAAGGACUGUAAACACAUCUACUCUCACUUCACCUGCGCCACGGACACCAGUAACAUCCGGAAGGUUUUCAGUGAUGUGAAAGACACUGUACUGAUCACAUCUCUGAAGGAGUAUGGAGUACUAUAAACUGACCCUUCAAGAAGCACCAAUUAAGCGUUGAUCCUUUUAGGAUGUUUUGGGAUGUUUAAGCGCAGAUCUCGCUUCGGCCUCUGAAUUUGCAGUCAAAUUACUCCAACGGACCUACAUGGAAUACACAAAGGAUGCUGUUCAGUGUUGUUUCUUGUGCAACGCUAUGCAACCUUUCCUUGCUUUGUCUUUUGAUUCAUCUUUUCUUGACUUUUUGUUAUUGACUUUUGGUGAAUGAUGCCAAAUGUCAUUGGUUACAACGAGGCCCGUUCAGAAUCUGCACUCGUGAUAAAUUCCUAAAAGUGGGUGGAUUAUGCAGAUAUUUGCAGAUUCUGUUCCAGCCUAGUUAUAACCUAAAACGUCAUGUGAAAAAAACAUUUGCACAGGCACACAGCACCUCCCGCUGGUCGGAAUGACACACUUUCCUCUGCAGUAUCAAAACAAUCAAGUGAGGUAACUUUGAAGGUAUGAGGAAGUUGUCAUAUCCCACCUCAGGUUGUUGCUGGAAUGCAGCACAGCCGACCGAAUAUUUGGGGUGGCGGGUUUUGGUUUCGAGGGGGUGGAGAAACACUACAUCAGGGCUAGUGAACUCCAGUCCUUUAGUUCCAACCCUAAUCAAACACACUUGUUGAGGACCAGAGUUUACUAGCCCUUCACUACACUGUACUUGCCAAGUAAAAUGACUUGUGUGUUAUUAGGCUAAAUAAAUAGUAGAGAUGAACCGAUACAAUUUUUUUUCCACUGAUACUGAUAGCCGAUUAUUCAGAGUGAUAUCGACCGAUACCGAUUUUGAAGAUUAAAUGAUUAUUUCCUAACUUUCUGAAUGUUAUUAAUUCAUAUAAUGACUAUUAAUUUUGAACAUCAAACUGGUGAUGUUUCUAUCCAUUUUCUGCGUACAGAGCACAAAUUCAUUGCAUUUUCCUGUCCUCUUUUGAUUGACAGUAUAUAUCGGCCUUGAUCAGUGUCUGUUCUAAACUAUCGGCUGAAAAAUUGCUCUUGUUGACCGAUUAUUGACCGAUAUAUCGGUGCAUCUCUAAUAAAUAGAUUUUAAACGGUUCUGAUUACCUCAAUAGUUCAUGAGGGUGAGAGCUACAUUGACUGGUAAAAAAGUAGCAAAUAAUUUUUUUGUAUGUAAUUGUGCCAUUAAAAGAACCUAAUAUGUAGUACUUUUUAUUAUGGAAACAAAGGCAAGAUUACUACAAAACAUCAAAACGGAGUCAAAAUUAUUUACGUUAGGGUUUAUUUUAAUUUAAAUUAUAUUAUCCACGUAGUAUUAAUUGAUACAUUUCAUAUAAAAAUCUUUGCAUGUAAGAAGUAUUUGUAAAGUGACCUAGUAGUAAAUAUUUUACGUAAUAAUUUUGUGCUUAAAACGUUGUUUUUCAAUGUGGCCCCAGACCUUUUGACCAUACUGUAGUUUCAGCUGUUUCAAGGGGUCCCAGAUGCAAUUUAGAGACGUUUUAAGAGAUAAUCUGGUUGUUAAAGUACCAAUGCAUUUUCUAGAAAUCAGAUGUUUCUUUCCAGUACACUGUUACUUUUCACAAACUUAUUAAUGUAGGUUGAGCCGGUUUAUUUUUGUAUUCUAUCUAUUGUGCGCGAGUUCAUGAUAUAUACUGUAAACAUUUGGUAUACAGUACAUAAUACUGUCAUUUUGCAAACUGGUCUGUUUGCUGUGUAUAAGUAUAAUAAAGCAAUAAGCCCCACGAAGCAGUGGGUUACAGUGCAUUUUAUAACGGCUAAGGGCGCUAAAACCCCCUCAGCUGUUAUAAAAUGCACUGUAACCCACUGCUUCGCGGGGCUUAUUGCUUUUAUAAAACGGUUAUUACAUAUGCGUAGCAAGGUUUCAUAAAAUAAAGUAAAUAAAAUGAUAUUUAGGCUAUGUGGUGCGGUCAGCCGUUAUAAAUCGGGGUAUUUUAUAACGGCUUAGAAUUUAGCUCAGCCAAUCGGAAUCAAGGACCAGAAAUGACCAUUUUAUAAUAGUAUUUUUGGAGGGGAUAGUAUAUACUGCAUACUAGGGAUGAAACAAUAUCAAAAUCUCACUGUACGAUAAUACCUCGGUAUAACAUCCACAGUAUGGUAUUUGUUGCAAUAUUUACAUUUAUGCAUUUGGCAGAUGCUUUUAUCCAAAGCGACUUACAUUGCAUUAUCCUAUACAUUUUGUUUCUAAGUAUGUGCAAUCCCUGGGAUCGAACCCAUGACCUUGGUGUUGUUAAUGCCAUGCUCUUUCCACUGAGCUACAGGAAAGCUAUUUAUUGCAAUAUUUAAAAUGACAAAUGAUGACUUGGAAAUGUGCCAUAAGCUUCCUCUUUUCUUUAUCCUCUAAUGAUAACUGUUGCUUAGAGGUAUGAGUUAUAGUAUGAGAUGGGUCAAAUGACCUAAAUAUCCCUUUUAUAAAAUAAAACAAUUGCACCAGAUGGAACUUGCCAAACAUCUAUUAUUUUAUCGAACAUUCUCUAUGUUAGGCCUGGAAGACCUACCGUUUCAUACAGUCAUGUGACCACGAUAAUAUUGAGACUAUUGAGAAUUUUGUUAUUGCGAUAACACGAUAUCGAUAAUAUUGUUACAUCCCUACUGAAUACAUGAAUAAACUCUCCUCAUUAUGUAGAAUUGUGUUUUAAAUAGACUUUUAACCAUCUAAAUAUACCUAAUAAGCCCAUAAAAUGUAUACCUUAUUUAAUACUACCGUAUUAACUGUGAAUGAAUCAGGAAAGAUCCAUGGUUUCUAUAGUAAAGUAAUUACCAUGUAGUUUUGCUACAAAUAUCAUGGUAAAUAUUGUUUUACUACAAAACACUAUGGUUAGUAAAACUAACUUAAUGAAAAAAUUGUGGAUAUUUAUAUAUAUUACCAUUGUCAGAUUAGAUGUGAACACCCGCUGCUGUUUGUCAGCAUUCUUAAUAUUAAUAAACUGGUUUUCUAAGGUGAAAUAAACAAUCGUUGACAUCUUUUGUUUUCUUUGUCUUCCUCCCACACCCAAAUCUUUUGGUCAUAUUAAGUCUUGCGUCUUUGUUUUUUUCUUAAUGUCCACCCUCUUCUAACUCCACCCUAUUAUGA